This is a messenger RNA of Esox lucius (northern pike), 2754 nucleotides long. RefSeq names its product taste receptor type 1 member 3. Lineage: Eukaryota; Metazoa; Chordata; Actinopteri; Esociformes; Esocidae. The record is from RefSeq and is a predicted model, not a curated record. The coding region runs from base 85 to 2670 and encodes 861 amino acids. Gene Ontology annotation, molecular function: G protein-coupled receptor activity. Gene Ontology annotation, cellular component: membrane. The transcript has 9 exons. Gene Ontology annotation, biological process: sensory perception of umami taste; G protein-coupled receptor signaling pathway; sensory perception of sweet taste.
CCACUCAACACAGACAAGACACAGGAGGUGCCCGCUGACCGAGACUCCAACUAUUAUCGUCAACUUGCUGGCCUUCACAGCAGUAUGGUCGGGCCACGGAUACUGCUAGUUGUGUGCUGGGUGUUUGGAGCAGUGUGUGGUCAGGACUCUCCACCAUGGUUCCAGAACAUCACCACCAACCUGUUCAACGCCUCAGGAGAUAUCCUCCUUGGGGGGCUCUUCCCACUUAAUGAGUUAACCAGCAACCUGAGCCAAAGAUUACAACCGGACAGCAUUAUAUGUGACAGUCUUAACAGUUAUGGUUUGGGCAUGGCCCUGGUAAUGAAGUUCACAGUGGAUGAGAUCAACGCCAACUCCAACCUGCUCCCUGGCAUCAGGCUGGGCUAUGAGCUGUUCGACACCUGUAGCCAGUCUGCUGUCAUUGUGAAGCCCACGCUCUACUUCCUUACUCAGGGCUCCAGUGGGGAGCUGGCUGUCAUGUGUAACUACACAGAUUACAUGACCCGUGUGGUGGCUGUCAUUGGUCCGUUCUCCUCAGAGAUGACCUUCGCAAUAGGACAACUACUGGGAUUCUUCCUCAUGCCAUUGGUCAGCUACGGAGCAACCAGUGAAACCUUCAGCGACACGAGUCUGUACCCAUCUUUCCUGCGCACUGUGCCCAGUAACAAGAGGCAAGUCCAGGCCAUGGUAGAGCUGCUGAUAAAGUUUCAAUGGAACUGGGUGGCCGUGGUGGGCAGUGAGGAUGAGUACGGGAGCAACGGCCAGCUCCUGUUCUCCUCCCUGGCUACAGAUAGUCAGAUCUGUGUGGCUUACAAGGGGUUAAUCCCCGUCUUCGGUGACCCAGAGCCGGUGGUCAGAGAAAUCGUGGACAACAUCAUUGACAACUUGGUGGAGGUGGUGGUGGUCUUCUCCCUCGCCCAGCCUGCACGAGCCUUCUUCACCGAGGUGAUCAAGAGGAAUCUGAAAGCGGUGUGGUUGGCCAGCGAUAAUUGGGCCCUGCAAACGGACGUGUCCUCUCUCCCUAACAUCCACACUGUGGGCACCAUCAUCGGCUUCACUGUCCAGAGCCCGGACCUAGACCUGCUUACACCAUACACCAUGGAACUCUUCACCCGGAUCAGGGAGGAGUCGGCCAGCCAGCCUCCUCCGGGUCCAGACGCUGACCCAACCUUCAUGAUGCAACAAUGCCCAGAGUGCUGGAACCUGUCACCAGACAACAUGAGCCUUGUGACAAAGCCGGUACUGCAGAGGACAGCUUUCAGUAUAUAUGCUGCCAUCUACUGCGUUGCACAUGCGCUGCACAACGUGCUUGAGUGCAAUGCCAAUAGUUGCCUGAGGGGCAAAAAAAGCCAAGUCUAUCCCUGGCAGCUGUUGAAGGCGUUGCGGAAGGUACAUUUCACUGUACUUGGACGACAACUUGAGUUUGACAGUAAUGGAAACCCAAACAUUGGUUUCAACAUAAUACAGUGGAUCUGGACAAAUCAAAGUCUGAGUUUUAAAGAUGUUGGUGUCUUCUAUAAGAGUCUGUCAAUCAACAACACACUCAUCCAGUGGCAUACAGGCAGUACUAAGGCCCCUGAAUCGGCAUGUUCCUUCGAGUGUGAACCUGGCCAGGUGCGUAGAGUAAAAGGCUUUGAUUCCUGCUGCUAUGACUGCUUUGACUGUUUACCGGGCACCUUCCAGAAUAACACAAUGGACAUCCAAUGUACCUGGUGUGUGAAGGGCGAGUGGUCUCUGGAGCGUAGCACCAACUGUACCAAGCCCAUCUUUGACUUCCUGACAUGGGACCAACCUGAGUCCUUGGGGCUUCUGCUGGCCAUGGUGUUGCUGCUAUCCUGUCAGACUGCUGUGUGCGUCCUGUUCCUGCAGCACUGGGGGUCUCCACUGGUGAGGGCCUCUGGGGGGCCUGUGGGUGGUGUGGCCCUGCUCAGCCUGAUGGGAGGCUGUGUCUGCCUGCUGCUGUUCCUGGUCCAGCCGGGGGAUGUGGUGUGUCAUCUGCAGCUGCCACUUACCUCCAUCACCCACACCGUCGCCCUCUCUACCAUCCUAGGCAUCGCUCUUCAGAUAAUGUACAUGACCGAGUUCACAGAGAACGCUCCUUCUCACAUGGAAACGCUGAGAGGCUUUGGAGGCUGGCUCCUGGUACUGGCCUGCUGUGGAGUGCAGGCUGGGAUCUGUGGCUACUAUCUCCAGGAAGGGCCGUCUCUAUCCCAGUACCUGGCCAGAAUGGACGUGAAUUUUAUCAGGACGUUCCUGCAAUGCCCUAUUGAACCCAUGUUAGGUCUAGGCCUGAUGCAGGGCUUCAACGGCCUCCUGGCCCUCAUGUCCUUCAUGUGUACCUUCAUGGCCAUGAAGCCCCAUCGACAGUACAACCUGGCCAGAGAUAUCACCUUCGCCACCCUGACAUACUGCAUGGUUUGGGGGGUCUUCAUCCCGAUCUACAGCGGUCUGAAUGUCAAGAACCGCACCAUUGUUCAUGUUUCUGUCAGUUUGCUCAGUAACAUGGGGCUGAUAGCUUUCUACUAUAUGCCAAAAUGUCACCUUCUGUUGAAGAGGCCGGAGCUCAAUAAAAUAGAGUACUUCUGUACCUUUCUUGAGGGGGUUCCAGCAACUCCUUUGAUGGAACAGGGCCAGGGAGAUACAGGGGAGGGACAGCAAUCAAGGAAGUGACAGAGAGAGAGAGUGGAAUAUUUUCUGUUUUAUUUUUAAUAUUGGCUAUUCCAUUCAGUUUGUUAUGAAUUCAAUCUGCAAUAG